CAGCUGGCCACAGCAGCUGCAGCUGGCACAAUGAAACUUGCAUGUGUGAGUGCAUUGUUGAUAAUUUACUUGCGGUGCUAAAAACUGCUUGAAAAACUGCAGUGACAUGCUCUCUGUCUGACUACUGGGACGUGGGGCCGAUCACAGGGGUACCAUGGAAGUCAGUAGUACAUUUGACAACAUGACUGGACUGACACAUGAUAGGCCAGUGCAAAUGUCCUCAUUCUGCCAGCAGUUUGCAUCUGUCGAUGGGGCAGGAAAUUAUGAUGUGAAUAAUGUUGUCAUUCCGACCCCAGGAGCACCAGACCCCAGGGCCCAGAAUUCUUUGCGGCAGAGUUGGGAAAUGAACUACCAGGAAGCAGCAAUAUACCUGCAGGAGGGAGAGAAUAACGACAAGUUUUUCACUCAUCCGCGAAAUGCCCAUGCGCUCAGUGCCUACCUGUUUGCUCACAAUCACCUUUUCUAUGUGAUGGAGCUGCUGACUGCGGUGUUACUCAUGCUUCUGUCCCUCUCAGAGGCCCCUGCCGUCCCCUUUCUCCGCUUGGAUGUCUAUGUUCAUGCAACACUGGAGUUAUUGGUAUUGGUAAUGGUGGCCUUUGAGUUGUGCAUGAAGCUCCGAUGGCUUGGCUUUCACACCUUUAUACGACAUAAGAGGACCAUGGUGAAGACAUGUGUCCUGUUUAUUCAAUUCGUCGAGGCAAUUGUGGUCUUAGUCCGGCAGACAUCUCACCUGCGUGUAACGAGAGCCCUGCGGCCGAUCUUUUUGGUGGACUGUCGUUACUGUGGAGCUGUUCGCAGAAACUUGAGGCAGAUAUUUCAGUCACUUCCUCCCUUCAUUGAUAUUCUUCUGCUGCUGCUUUUCUUCAUGGUCAUCUUUGCCAUCCUAGGAUUCUGUUUGUUCUCAGCCAACUCAGCCGACCCUUAUUUUAGCACACUGGAGAACAGCAUUGUGAGUUUGUUUGUCCUUCUGACCACUGCAAAUUUUCCGGAUGUGAUGAUGCCAGCAUAUUCAAAGAAUCGUUGGUCAUGUAUUUUCUUCAUUGUGUAUCUGUCCAUCGAGCUCUACUUCAUCAUGAAUCUACUCCUGGCGGUAGUUUUUGAUACUUUUAAUGGAGUUGAGAAGAUGAAAUUCAAAUCUCUUCUUCUACACAAGCGAUCAGCUGUAGAGCACGGCUUCCAGCUGCUAGUUAGUCGGCAGAGGCCAGAUGGAGUGUGUUUAAAACAGUUUGAUGGACUGAUGCGAUUCUAUCGUCCACGAAUGAAUGCACGGGAUCGUUUCCUCACUUUCAAAGCCCUCAACCAUUCAGGCGCAACCAUGCUGAGUCUCCAGGACUUUUAUAAGUUUUAUGAAGUGAUCGGGCUCAAAUGGAAGGCUCGACGGAGUGGGGAGUACUGGUUUGAUGAUCUUCCUCGUACUGCAUUCCUCAUCUUCAAAGGAAUCAAUUUACUUGUGAAAUCCAAAGCUUUCCAAUAUGCAAUGUAUCUGGUAGUUGCAAUUAAUGGCAUCUGGAUCCUAGUGGAGACUAACAUGUUAAUUGAUGGCGUCUCAUGGACUCAUGUUGUCCCAUUGAGUUACAUUAUUUUUCUCACAAUUUAUGGAACUGAGGUCUUGUUGAAGAUCACAGGCCUUGGUCCUUUGACAUAUUUCAGCUCAGGGUGGAACCUCUUUGAUUUCUCAGUAACAGUCUUUGCCUUUCUGGGAUUGAUUGCUCUGGCCUUUGACAUGGAGCCGUUCUACUUCAUCUUGGUGUUGAGACCUUUUCAGCUCCUCCGGUUGUUUAAAAUUAAACAGCGCUAUCGGAAUGUUUUGGACACAAUGUUUGAACUGUUCCCACGUAUGGCCAGUCUAGGUCUGACUCUGAUUAUCUUCUAUUAUUCUUUUGCCAUCGUUGGAAUGGAGUUUUUUGCUGAUGUUGUUUAUCCGAACUGCUGCAACACUAGCAGAGUCGCUGACUCGUAUCGCCAGAAAAAUGUGACCAUUGGAAACCGAACAAUGCUAGAGGAGGGGUAUUAUUAUCUCAAUAACUUCAAUAACAUCCUAAGCAGCUUUGUCACUCUUUUUGAGCUAACAGUGGUGAACAACUGGUACAUCACUAUGGAAGGUGUAACAUCACAAACGACUCACUGGAGUCGCCUUUAUUUCAUGACCUUUUACAUUGUCACCAUGGUUGUCAUGACGAUAAUCGUGGCCUUCAUUCUAGAUGCAUUUGUCUUCAGGAUGAACUACAGUCGGAAGAACAGAGAGCCGCUGGAUGACCCAGAAGAUGAAAUGGGGAUUGUCUUUGAGACAGAGAUGUCCCAGACUGAAGCUCUACAGACUCUAGACUUGUAUAAACACACACUGGGUGUCACCAACCUAAGCUCACUGCAGGACAUGUGUGUGACUCUGGAGCGGAGCGGGCAUUCCUCAUUAGUAUUUCUGGGUCGAAGGUCACGUACCAAGAGUGACCUCAGCAUGAAGAUGUACGAGGAAGAGAUUCAGGAAUGGUAUGAGGAAUAUUCCAGAACAAACCUGCAGCCCGAUGAAACAUUCCACAGAGAACUGGACAGCCCUGAAGCUAGUGCCACAAACAGCAUUAACUAACUCGCACUCUCUCUCAUACCUCUGAGGGACCUUAGAACCAUCUUCCUCCCAUCGAUGGAAAGCACAGAUGUUCCCUAUGACCACUAUAUUCGCCCUCCAUCCAUAUGGAGACCUACAGAACACACUUAAAGCCUUAUUCCCCCAAAAACCUUACAGUUCCGUGGCCAAUCAGGGAAGCUUGCAGACCAAUCAUGUGACAUGCACUCGGUCAGGGAACCUUCUUCUUCCAUGAAAUGCACCUCAUGACAUUUGCCUUGUGGUGGGUGACCCUGAAUGAUUCAGACUCUCUCUUGGAUUGACAAAUGGAGAACAGCGAUUGGAUAUUUCUGUGGGAGGUGAAUCGAAACUGAAUGUGAGGAUUUUAGCACUAAGUGACUUGUGUCUCUUUCUCCACAGUCUGAGGUAUUGCUUAACCAACAGAUAAAAGAUUAUAGUAAUAAACUAAUGCUGUUUUUAAACUAAAGCUGCUUUUUUGCUGGAACCUUUGGACCUAUAGAGAGGCUUAUUUUUUCGAUAUAUACACAGGUAGAUUAAAUGUAUGUCAGAUGCAGUUGAGAGUCAAGUAUUUAAAAAUCUGUUUCAGUACAUCCACCGAUGUACUUAGUAUGGGCUGGUUUCCCAGGCGCAUGUUAAUUUUGGACUGAUAAGUAUUAGAAAACCAGCCUUAGACCUUUCAGUUCAUUUAAACUUUUGUCUUGUCACAUAUGAAAAGAUCUUAUUUCCUUUGUUUGGAGUAAGUAUUGUUUUAAUGAAUUUUAAAGCUUUGAGUAUUUUGGCAGACCAGUUCAGAUAAAAUCUACCUUGUAACCCAAAGGUCAGCCUAGUAACCCAAAGGUUGUGGGUUCGAGUCUCAGUACUGGCAGGGA
Messenger RNA from Sinocyclocheilus grahami, 3450 nucleotides. RefSeq names its product two pore calcium channel protein 1. NCBI's taxonomy places the organism in Eukaryota, Metazoa, Chordata, Actinopteri, Cypriniformes, Cyprinidae. The record is from RefSeq and is a predicted model, not a curated record. The transcript has 26 exons. Gene Ontology annotation, cellular component: endosome membrane; lysosomal membrane. The coding region runs from base 155 to 2584 and encodes 809 amino acids. Gene Ontology annotation, molecular function: monoatomic ion channel activity; voltage-gated channel activity. Gene Ontology annotation, biological process: monoatomic ion transport; transmembrane transport.